AUGGAUUUUUUAAAAAAGUUAAACCAGGAUUUAAUUAAGAAAUCAAAUGAACUUGGGGAAGAAAUUAAUAAACAAGUAAACUCAACAGUGUUAAAGAUUAGAACACAAGUUUCAGAGAACAAUACAACAAUUCGUUUUAAAGAUGGUGAAUUUGAUUUAGAUUUAUCUUAUAUUACAGAACGUAUAAUUGCCAUGUCAUUUCCAAGUGAAGAUACAGUGAUCAACUCAACAUGGUAUAGAAAUUCAAGAGUGGACGUAAAGAAAAUGUUGGAUAAAUAUCAUCGUGACCAUUAUUUAAUCAUUAAUUUAACCGAGAAAUCAUAUGAUAGUUCAUUCUUUGGUGGACGUGUUCAUCACAUUGGUUGUGUUGAUAAUCAUUCACCAUCACUUGGACUACUCUUGUAUGCAGUUCAAGUCAUUCAUAAAUGGUUAAGUGAGGAUCCAAAGAAUGUGGUUGCAAUUCAUUGUUUGGCAGGGUUGGGCAGAAGCGGUACUUUGAUUGUCGCCUAUUUGCUCACCUCUCUCUAUGAGGGAAGAAAAGAGGAGGCAUUGCAAUUAUUCGCAUCGCAAAGAACCACCUCAAAGGUUGGUGUCAAGGUGCCUUCACAACUUCGUUACAUCGACUAUGUUCACCAAUUGGUCACAAGCCAAAGACCAGUGGAUGUCGUUCAAAAUCCAAUGAAAUUGAGAUUGAAUGCAAUCAUGAUCAAACCAAGUCCAGUCGUUUCUGGUAAAUCUGGUCAAGUUUGGAAACCAACCAUUGAGAUCUUCAACGUUAUGAAGCCAUUGGAACCACAUCUUUUAUUCUCAACUAAAGAUUUGGACGGUCCAUUCAAUAAGAAUCAAAACGAUGCCUUUUGCAAGGUUCAAGGUGAUGUAGUCAUCAUUGAAACUCAAUCACUUGUGCUUCAAGGUGAUGUACUCGUCAAGAUCUAUCAUGGUUUCUCUGAUAUUCUCUCAAAGGAAGUAUUAAAUGUUAUCAUGGAUAAACCAUCAUUAAGAUUAGCUUUUCAUACUUCUUUCAUCGAUAAUCAUUGUUUAGAUUUAAAUAGAUCCACUUUAGAUGAAAAAGAUAAUUGUAUUCAAUCUGAUAAAUUCUCUCAAGAUUUCUCUUUAAGAUUAUUAUUUUCACCAUAUCAAGAACAACAACAACAACCACAACCACUACAACCACUACAACCACAACAAUAUCAACCUGCCAAUUAUCAAUUACCACAACAAUUCCAACAACCACAACAACAACAACAACCACAACAUUUCCAACAAUCACAACCACAACAACAACAACAACAACAACAACAACAACAACAACAACAACAACAACAACAACAACAACAACAACAACAACAACAACAACAACAACAACAACAACAACCACAAUACCAACCACCACAACAAUCACAACCACAACAUUUCCAACAACAACCACCACCACAAUACCAACCACCACAACAAUACCAACCACCACAACAAUACCAACAACCACAACCAUACCAACCACAACCACAACAAUAUCAACAACAACAACCACCACAACAACAAUCACCAAAUUUACAAAAACAAAACAAUCAAUAUAAUAUGUAA
Molecule: messenger RNA, 1584 nt
Organism: Dictyostelium discoideum AX4
Lineage: Eukaryota; Evosea; Eumycetozoa; Dictyosteliales; Dictyosteliaceae
Exons: 1
Coding region: 1-1584 (527 amino acids)
Molecular function (GO): hydrolase activity; phosphatase activity; protein tyrosine phosphatase activity
Source: RefSeq, a predicted model, not a curated record